Molecule: messenger RNA, 1445 nt
Organism: Durio zibethinus
Lineage: Eukaryota; Viridiplantae; Streptophyta; Magnoliopsida; Malvales; Malvaceae
Product: polyol transporter 5-like
Biological process (GO): transmembrane transport
Cellular component (GO): membrane
Molecular function (GO): carbohydrate transmembrane transporter activity
Source: RefSeq, a predicted model, not a curated record
AUGGAUUCCUUGGAGAACAUCUCAUCCCAUGAAGUCCCUGGUCCUAGAAAGUCUUGCCUAAACAAAUAUGCGUUUGCAGCUGCUCUACUGGCUUCCACAACCUCAAUCCUACUCGGAUAUGAUAUUGGUGUGAUGAGUGGCGCAAUCAUUUUCAUCAGGGAAAACAUCCACAUUUCAACAAUUGAAGUAGAGCUAUUGGUUAGUUCCUUGAAUGUAUGUUCAUUGUUUGGCUCGCUCCUUGCUGGGAGAACAUCUGAUUUGAUUGGUCGACGUUUUACCAUAGUGUUAGCAGUAGCAACCUUUUUCAUUGGUGCAGUUCUAAUGGGAUUUGCACCGUCUUAUGCAUUCUUGAUGGCUGGGAGAGUGAUUGCUGGUAUUGGCGUUGGUUACUCCCUUAUGAUAGGUCCAGUUUACACUACAGAGCUUUCCCCAUCUACAAGUCGAGGAUUUCUCUCAUCACUUCCUGAACUUUUCAUAACUAUAGGAAUUCUAUUUGGUUACCUAUCUAACUAUUUUUUAGCUGGUCUUCCAAAUCAUAUAAAUUGGAGAAUAAUGCUUGGAUUAGCAGGAUUGCCAGCAAUUGCCAUUGGUUUAGGUGUCUUGGUGAUGCCGGAGUCUCCUAGGUGGCUUGUCAUGAAAGGCCGCUUCGAUGAAGCAAAUAAGAUUCUGCUAAAAACAUCAGACUCAAAUGAGGAAGCUGAGUUAAGACUUAAAGAAAUGAAAACAGCUGCUUCAAAUUUGGGUAGCCAAUUUAGUGGUAAAGGUGUUUGGGAGGAGUUAUUGUUAAGGCCAUCUCGAUCCCUUCGUAGAAUUCUUAUUGCAGCCAUUGGCAUCAACUUUUUCAUGCAAGCUUCAGGCAAUGAUGCUGUUGUUUAUUACAGUCCCGAAGUGUUCAAGGCUGCUGGAAUCCACAACAAGAGACACCUUUUUGGUAUUACAGUAGUCAUGGGACUUAGCAAGACAUUCUUUGUUCUGGUUUCUGCUCUUUUCUUAGAUCGUUUUGGAAGGCGACCACUCCUGCUUAUAGGCACUCUUGGGAUGGUUGGCUCUUUGGUGGGUUUAGGCUUGGGAUCAAAAUUUUUAGUAGAAAAUGACCCUAAACCUACCUGGGCAAUUGUAUUAAGUAUAAUUGCUGUUUGUGCUGAUCUUUCAUUCUUUUCCAUUGGGCUUGGCCCCAUUACAUGGGUCUAUUCAUCUGAAAUUUUUCCAAUGAAGUACCGAGCACAAGGCACCAGCAUUGCAGUAUCAGUAAACAGGGUGGUGAGUGGAGCUGUGGCCAUGACCUUCCUAACCAUUGCAAACAAGAUUACCUUUGCUGGGGUUUUCUUUAUUCUUGCUGGGAUUAUGACAUUGGCUACCAUUUUCUUCUACUUUUUUUUGCCUGAAACAAAAGGUAAAACCCUUGAAGAGAUUGAGGCUCUUUUUGAGGAUGACAAGUUCUAAGU